CCUAUUCGAAUUGGGGAAUGUGUACAAGGAAAGAGGGCAGUUGCAGGAAGCAGUUGAGCAUUACCGGCAUGCAUUGCGUCUCAAACCAGAUUUCAUCAAUGGUUAUAUUAACCUGGCAGCCGCUUUGGUAGCAGCAGGCGACAUGGAAGGGGCAGUACAAGCUUACGUCUCUGCUCUUCAGUACAAUCCUGAUUUGUACUGUGUUCGCAGUGACCUGGGGAACCUGCUCAAAGCCCUGGGUCGCUUGGAAGGAGCCAAGGCAUGUUAUUUGAAAGCAAUGGAGACGCAACCGAACUUUGCAGUAGCUUGGAGUAAUCUUGGCUGUGUUUUCAAUGCACAAGGGGAGAUUUGGCUUGCAAUUCAUCACUUUGAAAAGGCUGUCACCCUUGACCCCAAUUUUCUGGAUGCUUAUAUCAAUUUAGGAAAUGUCUUGCAAGAGGCACGGAUUUUUGACAGAGCUGUGGCAGCUUACCUUUGUGCCCUAAGCUUGAGCCCAAAUCAUGCAGUGGUACAUGCCAACCUGGCUUGUGUAUAUUAUGAGCAAGGCCUGAUGGAUCUGGCAGUAGACACCUACAGGCGAGCUAUUGAAUUGCAACCACAUUUCCCUGAUGCUUACUGCAACCUAGCCAACGCUCUGGAAGAGAAGGGCAGUGUUGCCGAAGCAGAAGAGUGUUAUAAUACAGCUCUGCGGCUGUGUCCCACCCAUGCAGACUCUCUGAAUAACCUAGCCAAUAUCAAAGGAGACCAGGGAAACUUUGAAGAGGCAGUUCGCUUGUAUUGUAAAGCAUUAGAAGUCUUCCCAGAGUUUGCUGUUGCCCAUUCAAAUUUAGCAAGUGUAUUGCAGCAGCAGGGAAAACUGCAGGAAGCUCUGAUGCAUUAUAAGGAGGCUGUUCGAAUCAGUCCUACCUUUGCUGAUGCCUACUGUAACAUGGGAGACACUCUAAAGGAGAUGCAGGAUGUUCAGGGAGCCUUGCAGUGUUAUACUCGUGCCAUUCAGAUUAACCCUGCACUUGCGGAUGCCCACAGCAAUCUGGCUUCCAUUCACAAGUAUUCAGGGAAUAUUCCAGAAGCAAUUGCUUCUUAUCGCACUGCUCUGAAGCUUGAACCUGAUUUUCCUGACGCUUAUUGUGAUUUGGCUCAUUGCCUGCAGAUUGUCUGUGAUUGGACAGACUAUGAUGAGCGAAUGAAGAAGUUGGUCAGCAUUGUGGCUGACCAGCUGGAGAAGAAUAGGUUGCCUUCUGUGCAGCCUCAUCAUAGUAUGCUCUAUCCUCUUUCUCAUGGCUUCAGGAAGGCUAUUGCUGAGAGCCAUGGGAACCUCUGCUUGGAUGAGAUCAGUGUCUUUCAUAAACCACCAUACGAACAUCCAAAAGACUUGAAGCUCAGUGAUGGUCGACUGCAUGUAGGAUAUGUGAGUUCUGACUUCGGGAAUCAUCCUACUUCUCAUCUUAUGCAGUCUAUUCCAGGCAUGCACAAUCCUGAUAAAUUUGAGGUAUUCUGUUAUGCCCUGAGCCCAGAUGAUGGCACAAACUUCCGAGCGAAGGUGAUGGCAGAAGCCCAUCAUUUCAUUGAUCUUUCUCAGAUUCCAUGCAAUGGGAAAGCAGCUGAUCGCAUCCAUCAAGACGGUAUACACAGCCUUGUAAAUAUGAAUGGUUAUACCAGGGGUGCUCGAAAUGAACUCUUUGCUCUCAGGCCAGCUCCUAUUCAGGCAAUGUGGCUGGGCUACCCUGGGACCAGUGGCAUGCUUUUCAUGGAUUAUAUCAUCACUGAUCAGGAAACUUCACCUGCUGAAGUUGCUGAGCAGUAUUCUGAGAAAGUGGCUUAUAUGCCCCAUACUUUCUUUAUUGGUGAUCAUGCUAAUAUGUUCCCUCACCUGAAGAAGAAGGCAGUCAUCGAUUUUAAGUCCAAUGGGCACAUUUGUGACAAUCGGGUUGUGCUGAAUGGCAUCGACCUCAAAGCAUUUCUUGAUAGUCUCCCAGAUGUGCAGAUUGUCAAGAUGAAAUGUCCUGAUGGAGGAGACAAUGCAGACAGCAGUAAUACGGCUCUUAAUAUGCCUGUCACUCCUAUGAAUACUAUUGCAGAGGCAGUUAUUGAAAUGAUUAACAGAGGACAAAUUCAGAUAACAAUUAAUGGAUUCAGUCUUAGCAAUGGACUGGCAACUACCCAGAUCAACAUCAAGGCUGCCACUGGAGAGGAGGUUCCCCGUACCAUUAUUGUAACCACACGUUCUCAGUACGGGUUACCGGAAGAUGCCAUUGUGUACUGUAACUUCAAUCAGUUAUAUAAAAUUGACCCAUCUACUUUGCAGAUGUGGGCAAAUAUUCUGAAGCGUGUUCCCAAUAGUGUGCUGUGGCUGUUGCGUUUUCCAGCAGUAGGAGAACCUAAUAUUCAACAGUAUGCACAAAAUAUGGGCCUUCCCCAGAAGCGUAUCAUUUUUUCACCUGUUGCUCCUAAGGAGGAACAUGUUCGGAGAGGCCAGCUGGCUGAUGUCUGCUUGGACACUCCACUCUGUAAUGGACACACCACAGGGAUGGAUGUCCUUUGGUCAGGGACACCCGUGGUGACUAUGCCAGGAGAGACUCUUGCUUCCCGAGUUGCAGCUUCCCAGCUCACUUGUUUAGGCUGUCUUGAGCUUAUUGCUCAAAAUAGACAAGAAUAUGAAGACAUAGCUGUGAAACUGGGAACUGAUCUAGAAUACCUGAAGAAAAUUCGUGGCAAAGUCUGGAAGCAGAGAACAUCUAGCCCUCUGUUCAACACCAAACAAUACACAAUGGACCUAGAGCGGCUCUAUCUACAGAUGUGGGAGCAUUACGCAGCUGGCAACAAACCUGAUCACAUGAUUAAGCCUGUUGAAGUCACUGAGUCGGCCUAAAUAAUGACUGUGUGCACAGGAGAAUUACCCUGUACCUGAGCCUCAACCUUCUGGGGGAAAGGGAACUACUUUUUCCUUAUCUGUACAAUACCAUGCUGCAGAUGGGUGACAGACAAUGAUAAGAAAUAGCACAGCCAGACUUGCUUCCUGCAUGAUCAUGAUCACGAUAGGGAGAGACACAAGAGAUGGGAAACUGCUGUUCCACAAGGAGUCUCCAUAGAAUUUUGCAGCAGCCAGGUGUCUGGAAGGUCUGGAAGUGAGUCCUGUUCUACCUUUUUCUUUCAGCAGAAAUGAAAUCCCAGGUAAGUAUAAGUAUUCAAAUAUUUGAUCAGUAAGUCACAGUUAUCUCCAGUACAUUAAAUAACUUUCAUCAAAAAACAUGUUAUAGGUAAAAAGCUCUGAAGGACCAGCUAUGUAUAUGAUAAUUAUGUUUCAGACCUUCUAGGGUAUUAUAUAUAAUAACUUGUCUUCUGGACGUGGUCUUGAAGUCUUUAUGGAUUCAGUCUCAGUAGUAGCGAACUGCACUGCUACUUGGUUUGGAGUACAAAUUAGACUUUAGCCCUCCUGGAGGUUGAGUUUUUGGUAUUGAAAACCAUAGGAAUGAAAUUAUUGUAUUUCAGCAAAGGAUCGAGGGCUUGAGGCUUAAACAAGGCAACAUACGUGUGGGAAGCAGUCAGCCUUGAGGGCAGGUAAGGACAUGCCAGGCAUGCGGCCGCUGCUCGAAGGGACUGUCCCUACUUGUUCCCCUCCUUGUUCCAUUCCAUGGGAGAUAAAUCACCAGGGCCCAGAGAUCAGAAAGAAUGUAAAAUGAGACAAGCAAAGCUGUCUCCCCCCUGCACAUGCAGGUUAUUUUUGAUGCUUCUGGGUUUAUGGGUUUCCUCCCAGGGAAGUUAACCUCAAGCCGAGACAGUCUGUAGAUAAUGUAAACCACCAUCUGGCAACCUUCCUUUUUCUAGUCUAGAUAAUCUGCAACUGUAGCGCAAUAAAAUUUGCCUUGCAACCAUCAAUUGUCUUGGUCCUUCUGACCCCAUCCGUCAGUGCCACUUCAGUUCCUUACCCCUUCCCUUCUGACCCUGGGCGGUGAGAUCCUCUUUCUUCGGCUGGUCCGCGGCAAGUGGCACUCGAACAGGGACCUGAAGUGCGAAGGCAAUUAAAAGAAAAAGAAAGUGCAGGUAAGAGAACCCUUAUGCAAAAUAUGUGUGGCCACCAGUAAAAGUGAAACGAAUAGAGGCAUAAGGCAAUAGUCAGAAGUAAAAUAAGAUGGGGCAAAAGGGCUCAAAGGAGUGUGAAUUAUUUGCUCAGGUUUUACUUUCGAUGCUUAAAGCUCGGGGUAAUAAAGUUUCUACCUCACAGUUGACUGAAUUUUUACAGCAAAUCCAUGGUGUAUCUCCCUGGUUUCCUGAUGGCGGCUCUGUUGACAUAGAAAUCUGGCAGAAAGUUGGAGAAGAUUUAAAAAAUUAUUACGAGUCUCGAGGGCCUACUCAUACUCCUGUUGUUACAUAUAGUUUGUGGACUCUGAUAAAAAUAUGUUUAGAUUCUUCUCAUGAUAGUGUUGAUUUGAAUGUAAAGUCAGAAAAACAUAAGCCUCUGACAGAAGGAGAGACUGUAUUAUCAGCUACUGUGUCGCCACUUCCUAAACCGAAAGAGCUAAUUAAUUUAAAUAUUUUAGAUGAAGAGGAACAUUUUGACUUAACAGAUGAGGCUUGUAAACAUAAAAGAGAGAAAUAUCCUGAGGAUGAUUUUCUAAUGGCUGUGAUAGAGAAGUCAGUGAAAAAGCUGCAGGUUAAUAAGGACUGUCUUCCUCAAAAAUCCACAUCUGUAAAAAUGCUGAGUCCCUUGCAGCGCGCUGUACAAGGAGCAAUAAAACGAGGAGAAGAUCCUAUUUUCUGUUGUCCCGUCAUAGAAAGACCUGAUCCUAAUAAUCCUCAACAAGCUACUAGGGAGCAUCAGGCUCUCCCUUUGAAAGUUUUGAAAGACUGAAAAUCUGCCUGUGCUCAAUAUGGGCCCACUGCUCCUUUUACUACUGCUAUGGUUGACAGGAGAAGCUCUUCCCCCCGCUGAUUGGAAGUCUAUUGCACGAGCUUGUUUAAAUGGUGGAGAUUAUUUAAUAUGGAAGUUUGAUUUUUAUGAACGGGCUGCUGAACAAGCAGAAAAGAAUGCUGCCCAUAAUAUUCCAGUUGAUUAUCAUAUGCUGAUUGGGGAAGGACAAUAUCUUUCUUUACAAGAUCAAUUAACUUAUCCCUUUGUUGCUUAUCCUCAAAUAAAUCAUUUGGCAUUACAAGCCUGGAGGAAAUGACCUUCUACACACAAAACUGAAGAUCUUUCAAAACUUAGACAGGGACCUGAUGAACCAUAUGCUGAUUUUGUAGAUAGGUUGUCACAGGCGGUGGGGAGACUCAUUGUGGACGGACUCACUGGUACAAUUGUAGUUAAGCAACUUGCUUUUGAAAAUGCUAAUAAUGAGUGUCAGGCUGCGAUUCGACCUUGGAGAAAACGGGGAACAUUGGAGGAUUAUAUUCACCCUUGUGCAGACAUUGGGCCUACUUAUAUACAGGGUGCUGCUGUGGCUGCAGCAUUAACUAAAGUGGGGUUUAAAAACAAUCAAAAGAAAACAAAGACUUGUUUUAAAUGCGGAAAGGCAGGUCCUUUUGCUAGAGAAUGUAGAUCUUUUAAUUCUAACCCUAGUCCUUCCUUCCCUACUCAAAAACCUCCAGAUGGUCAGAAAAUCCCUGGUUUAUGCCCUAAAUGCAAUAGGGGAAAACAUUGGGCACAAGAUUGUUGCUCAGUGGCCCACAAGGAUGGGCCACCACUGUCGGGAAACUCUUCCCAGGGCCUUCCCCGGCCCCAACAAAUAAUAAGCGCAAUGUCUGUGUAUCCUCCUCAAAUUAUCAAUCAGACAUUAACCAAAAACAAAAACAUACAAUAUCCUCGCUCUCCAGAGCAACACCAGGAAGCGCAGGACUGGAGCUCAGUACCUCCGCCCGAUAUGUAUUAACUCCUGAAAUGGGUCCUCAGGCCCUCUCUACGGGCAUCUGUGGACCUUUACCCAAGGGUUUGAUGGGACUAUUAUUGGGAAGAAGUAGUGUCACCAUGAAAGGUUUAACUGUUAUGCCAGGAGUCAUAGAUUCUGACUACGAAGGAGAAAUAAAAGUCAUGGCACAAACUAUUAAAAAUAUAAUAACUAUUUCUCCUGGUGAUAAAAUUGCACAAUUGCUACUUUUGCCCUUUGUACCUCAUGGACAAAUUUUACAACAUCAAAAGAGAGAAACAAAGGCUUUUGGAUCGUCUGAUGCUGCCUACUGGAUUCAGAAGAUAGGGAAAGAACGUCCAGAAAUGAAAUGAACCAUUAAUGGAAAGGUUUUUUCAGGUUUGUUAGACACUGGAGCUGAUGUCUCUGUUAUGACGCAGGUACACUGGCCUAAACGUUGGCCCAUUAGUCCUACUAUUACAGAACUUCACGGAAUAGGACAAAGUUCUUCUCCUAUGCAAAGUAGUCAGUUUUUUUUAUGGCAAGAUAGUGAGGGCCAUUCAGGAUAUUUCCAGCCUUAUGUUUUGCCUGGGCUGCCUUUAAACCUCUGGGGCCGAGAUAUAUUAAAAGAAAUGGGAGUAUUACUUUAUAGUCCAAACUCUCAAGUCUCUAAUAUGAUGUUGGAUCAAGGAUUUCUUCCCACAAAAGCGCUGGGAACAAAUCAACAAGGAACUGUCUAUCCUAUUGAUGUGAAAAUAAAAAAUGAUAGACAAGGUUUGGGUUUUUCUUAGGGGCCUUGGAUUCUCCACUCACUGCUGAUCCAAUUACUUGGCUGACUGAUGACCCUGUAUGGGUGGACCGAUGGCCCCUCACAAAGGAGAAAUGAGAAGCUGCAGAACAAUUAGUACUGGAACAAUUAGGGCAUUUAGAAAUUUCCAGUAGUCCUUGGAAUACUCCUAUUUUUAUUAUCAAGAAAAAAUCUGGAAAAUAUAGGUUAUUACAGGAUCUAAGAGCUGUUAAUAAAACUAUGCUAAUAAUGGGAGCUCUUCAACCAGGCCUACCCUCUCCAACAGCCAUACCACACAAUUAUCAUCUUUUAGUUAUAGAUUUAAAAGAUUGUUUUUUCACUAUUCCUUUGUUUCCUGAAGAUAGAAAACAUUUUGCUUUUAGCUUGCCUGCCUUAAUUUUUAAGGAACCCAUGAGGAGAUUUCAAUGGAAAGUAUUGCCUCAGGGCAUGGCAAAUAGUCCUACAUUAUGCCAAAAAUAUGUGGCUCAGGCCUUGACUCCUGUGAGAAAAAGGUUUCCAUCGUUAUAUCGCAUACAUUAUAUGGAUGAUAUACUUUUAGCCACUGAUAAUAUUUCUUUAUUAGAGACUGCUUUUCAAUUUUUACAACAGUCCUUACAAUCAUUUGGCUUGGUCAUUGCCUCAAGAAAACUUCAAAGACAAUCUCCAUUUUUAUAUUUGGGAAAAUAUAUUGAUAACACUACUAUUAGGCCUCAAAAACUGCAAAUUCGAGUUGAUAAUUUAAAAACAUUAAAUGCUUUUCAAAAAUUACUUGGAGAUAUUAAUUGGCUAAGGCCUGCCUUAAAACUUACUACUGCUCAAUUACAGCCUUUGUUUGAUAUUCUUAAAGGUGACUCAGAUCCUUCUUCUUCACGCUCUAUGACUCCAGAAGGAUUUCAAGCUUUACAAAUAGUCAAUAGAUCUAUCAGUUCUACACAAUUAACUAGAAUUCAUACUCACCUUCCUAUUUUCUUAAUAAUUUGUCCAACUCCUCAUGUGCCUACUGCCGUCUUAUGGCAAACUGUUGGAAUUAUUGAAUAGAUUCAUAUGAAAUCUACACCCUCUAAAGUUAUUAACCCUUAUUAUGAACUUAUUAGUAAUUUAAUAAUGCAAGGUAGAACUAGAUGCUUACAACCUAUAAGUAUAGAACCUUCUCAAAU
Molecule: messenger RNA, 7781 nt
Organism: Orcinus orca (killer whale)
Lineage: Eukaryota; Metazoa; Chordata; Mammalia; Artiodactyla; Delphinidae
Product: UDP-N-acetylglucosamine--peptide N-acetylglucosaminyltransferase 110 kDa subunit-like
Exons: 2
Coding region: 143-2869 (908 amino acids)
Biological process (GO): protein O-linked glycosylation
Molecular function (GO): protein binding; protein N-acetylglucosaminyltransferase activity
Source: RefSeq, a predicted model, not a curated record